Acanthopagrus latus (yellowfin seabream) is the source of this 2643-nucleotide messenger RNA. RefSeq names its product thrombopoietin-like. Gene Ontology annotation, molecular function: cytokine activity; hormone activity. Gene Ontology annotation, biological process: cell population proliferation. Bases 159 to 719 code for a protein of 186 amino acids. The record is from RefSeq and is a predicted model, not a curated record. The transcript is spliced from 5 exons. Lineage: Eukaryota; Metazoa; Chordata; Actinopteri; Spariformes; Sparidae. Gene Ontology annotation, cellular component: extracellular region.
UUCACCUGAGAUUAAUGUACGAAAAAAAAGGCAAUUUCUUGUGGAUACCGAAGGGCAUUUUUGAGCGUGUUCUGAGCUCAUUUUUAUGACGUGGAAUGGAAGAAGGAUGCAGGUUGACAGACCACAGCUGAGGGACACCAUGCACCCAGGGACGGGUUAUGGCUUAUAGCAGGCUCCUGCUGCUGCUGAUAGGAGUGAUCACCUCCCAUCUCCCUGAAGUCCAGGCAGCACCCAUUGACUUUUGGUGCUACUCUCUAAACAGGAGAGUUAUGGCGAACAUGAUUGAGGAGCUGAAGGACAACAUGGCAGGUUGCGUGGGUUCGGAUACGCUGUCCUCUCCUGUGCAGCUACCAAAAGUUGGACUGAGCAUGGCAGAAUGGGAAAACAAAACUAUUCAGCAGAAGCGCUCAGAGGUGAUCAGGUCGCUCGAGAUGUUUCGAGACGGAGUGCAUGGGGCGAAGAAUCAGACCACAGUGGAGUGUCAAACCCGGCUGUUGGAGCAACUGGGAACGGGAAUCGCAAAUUAUCUGCUUAUCGUCAAAAGGCUUCAGCUACAGAAUGACACAGGGACACCAUCUCAUUCUGUAGUCCAGAGCAGCAGCCAAACCAGCCUGAACAAAGUGCUGGACAUGUUCGGACUGUUGCUCAAGGGGAAGCUGGAGUACCUCGCUAUUGACCUCCAAGACAGUGUCUGCAAAGUGGAACAUGGGACAACCUAAAUACUCACGGAGCUUCUGGCUGAUUCAAACAAAUUGAAAGUAGCUUCACUGCUGCAGCUUCGCUGCUGAGCUGUGCUGCUGAGCUGUGCUGCUGAGCUGUGUUCCCUCAGAACUGAUCUGAGGUGCAACAGGAUAGGAGGAGGAGAGGAACAGCACAAGAACUGACAAGGUACUCCACGCUGAUGAAGGUUCGAGAAGAAAGGGAUGGAGGAGGAUUUGCAGAUAGAACACGAUGAUGGACGAAAAGACCUGUGGCUGCUUGUUAUCUGGAAAAGAGGAUGGAUAAGGCCAACUAUCAGUGAAGGUUUUGAAGGUCAAGGACGGUAGCAAUAACUUGGAGUUGAUUGUCAUUAAAAACCCACCCACGAGGAUUACGUUUAGCUCGUGAAAGGGUAGUAAGGACAUUAAAAAUAAAAGUCCACACUGAAAUGAACUCUGAGGAGUUUUUUUUUCAGUGUGUUAGCAUCUUAUUAAGCAGUUUCACCAACUCAAAAGUUCAAUUUCCUCGGCUCAAACAUAACUGCCGUAGAGCUAAGUAAGUAUUCAACCAUCCAUCAAGACUUAAGGUCUAGACUCUACAGUGAUACUGGGAGCUUUGUGAGGCUGUACCUAGGCUCAGCGUCGCUUUGAGCAAAAUGGUAAUGUCAGUCUGCCAGCAUGCUCAUGGUCAGUAGGUAUGAUGUUUACCGUAUCAACGGUAUUUGUUUUAUGUAUUAGAAGGCUAAUAUCUGCUCAUUAGCACUUAACACAGAAUCCAACUGAGGCUGAUGGGAAGGUCAUUCAUUUAGCAGAUUUUAAGUCAAGUAAAGGCAAGUUUAAAUGUUGACCUCAUCACAGCACCAGAGAAAGAGAUAAAGGCGCACUAUGCAGAAUUUGUUGGUUGCUCUUUGUAAACAUGCCAUUCAAAAUUGGCCCCUCCUCCUUGUGCUGAUUGACAGGGAGUACUUGAGCAGUACUUUUGAGUGUUUCCCUGAAUCGUAUAGCAUUAAGGGAUCGUCAGACAGGGUCAUGGCCACCCUUAGAGCCAUGUGAAUAGCGUGGUUAGACAAAGAGAUAUGACAGUUCAUGUGAACCAAUUCAUUUGUCAUUCUUGGGACUUAAGUGAAGGAGUUCACAAUGAUAGCAAUGUCAUUCAAAAUAAACAGUAUAAUCACAUGAUAAAGGGAUUAAUGAAGUCAGCAGCUGUCUCCUAAAGAAAUAUUGAACAACUGAGUGCAAGAAAAAGUUCACAAAUAAAACUCUAGGAUAUUUGAAGUUGCGUUAUCUUGGUUUUAUGUGAUGCCCCCCUGCAUUUGUUUGUUUCCAUGCAAGUAAAUGUGAUUGUGUUAUGAUCACCACUUUCUAAAGCACACUCCUUAUACCAGUGCCGAGAUGAGCUUAGUUUGGCAGUGUACUUUGCUGGUCCCGUCUUGCAAUGUGUAAUCAAAGCUGUAACCGUAGCGCCCUCUGUGGGUGCUGGAUAAGAGGUGCUCCAUGUUGGGCUCAGUCAGUUGCCUUCAUGUAACCAGGAAAACAGGAGUCUCUUCUCUUUUCUGUGUCACACUGUGGAAGACUGGCAAAUGUAACUCUGCACUUUUUAAAGCCCAGGCCACCAAAAAAAAACUUCGAUAAUGACACUAUUUAGAUCCCCCCCCCCAAAAAAAGGGAAACGGUUGUUUGCUGCAACUAAGUCAGUCAGUAUAUGUUUAAGUUGAACAUAUCUCAGUUGAGGAAAUAUCUGUUUAUUAUCCAAAGAUGUUGUAAUGUUUGCAUGUAUAUAUGUCUGUAUGCACACACAGUUUAUUUGUAUGCAUUACUUUUAUAGAUAUUGUACUUUUUGUGAUAUUUUAAUAUAUGUAUAUAAUAUAUAUAUGAUUGCUGCUGCAUUUCGUAAAAAGUGUGUAAUUCUUGCUAAAUCACUGAAGUGUCCAGAAAAGAGGUUCUC